Molecule: messenger RNA, 4516 nt
Organism: Didymodactylos carnosus
Lineage: Eukaryota; Metazoa; Rotifera; Eurotatoria; Philodinida; Philodinidae
Source: the annotation of a GenBank genome assembly
AUGCCAUUAAUAGCCUACGCGAAAAUGUUGCAUGCUGCCCAGACGAAAUCCCAGCCGCUGCCCAAGAUCUCAACCGUUGAUGCACUUCUUUACCUAUUAAAUAACUUGACAAAGAACCUAAAUACACAACCACCAGUAGACACCAUCUUGGUCGCAUUUGAUUUAGAAAAAGCCUUUGAUAAGGUCUCGUUUCAAAUUAUUCUAUCGCGUUUAGCGCUGUUAGGCUUGUCAUCGAAUGUGCUAAAAUGGUUUACUAGUUAUUUAACUAACCGCUUCCAGCAAGUACGUGUUGGCGCUGCUUUAUCUACGCCUACGCCAGUGCUCUCCGGGGUAGUACAAGGUUCAGUUCUUGGCGCCUUACUUUUCCUUAUUUUCAUAAAUGAACUACCAACUGUAGUCCAAUUACCAGCAGACAGCAUACUUUUUGCUGAUGACUGUACACUCUACUGUCCAAUGGCCUCGUCUGAUACGCCAGCUGUAUGUCAAGAGAAUAUUGAGAAAAUAUGUAACUGGUGUACCUCAAAUCUGAUGUCUCUAAACGCAAAUAAAUGUGCCUGGAUGUUUGUCUCUAAUAUACCAAGUAGAGCUAAUAAUUUACAGUUCACAUUGAGUGAAAGUACAACCAUAACACAUCAACCUUCCGUUAUACUCUUAGGCCUUAAAGUCAGUUCUAAUCUGAGAUGGCGCGAACAUAUUGAAGACGUUGUACUAAAUUGUAGAAAACGACUAGGUGCUAUGUACAGACAAUUUAAAGAUGCACCCUCUUCAAUUCGUCUACAAAUUUAUAAAACCUGCAUAUUAGCCAAAUUAGAUUACGCUUGUGCUCUGUACGACAAUAACUUUGCUAAUUUGGAAAGUCAACUUGAAUCAGUUCAAAAAUUAGCGGCUCACAUGAUCACACGUGAUUUUCAUACACCAGGAAAAGUCCUUGUCGAAAAACUAAAACUACCUUUACUCUCCGUGCGAAGGAAGUAUUUCCGACUAAUGUAUUUUUUUAAAGUCCUUAACGGCUUAUCACCCUUAUCUCGCUUCAAUCUUAUACAGUUUGAUGUGAGUAGAAGAUCCGAUCGUCUACUACAGCAUAACAGACAAGUCUUUAUCCCGUUUGCGCGCACUGACACUGUUCAGUGCCAGUUGUGUAGUUGUGCCAGUAUACUAAAGUUUACUCUUUUUUUUUCAAAACUGCUGUUGUCGAAAUAAAAACAAACAAACAAACCUUCGUCUGUUCACUUUUCACAAGGAUGCUUUCGAAAAAUCGAAAGUGGCUGAAUGCUUUAUUCUGCAGAAUAACAACUAGUUUGUUUCUCUCAAGAAAUCAAUUACUUGUUUUCAACGAUGUCAAAAAUCUAAUGGCUUUCUUUGCAUAAGAAAGCCAUUAGAUUUUUCUGAACAACAAAAAGCUGUUGAAGUGUCGACGAGCUCUCCUAAUCUUUGAAAACAUGUAAUGGAUUUCUUGAGAGAAACAAACUGGUUGUUAUUCUGCAGAAUAAAGCAUUCAGCCACUUUCGAUUUUUCGAUUUUUCUAAAGCAUCCUUGUGAAAAGUGAACAGACGAAGGUAAGUAUUGAAAACAUGUUAGAGCUUACAUAGCUAUAAUAAUUUUGCGCAUAAUAAUGUCGUUGGUCUCCAUCUUACACCGAUGAUCGUCAUUGAAUGCCCAAUGUAGAGCUGAAUAAAGUGUGCACCGUUAGCCGGACCAAGAACUUCAAGUCAAAAACUAUCCUAAUCGGUUGUCCAUCUUUUAUUCUACCUUUAAUACAAAUUUCAGCUUCAACGGUUCAAACUUCGUGACAUCAGGAUCCGAACAUGUUGACAAUUAGUAUAACAACCGCCCAAGUACCGAAUACCCGUACCCACUAUUCUCCUUCUACAGAUACUGAGUGCAAGCGUCCCUGUCGCACCCCACCACUCCCAUCUCACAACACUGACAUUGAGACGUUGGUUACAAUACGAGCUGGGUGCAAGGACGUUUUCAUAAUUCACAUAACUCCCACAUUUCUCAAAAAUUCUCAUAAUUCUCAUAAUCCUCAACAUUCUCCUAACUCUCAACAUUCUCAGAUUCCUCGAGAAUCUCAUAAAUUCACAUAACUCUUCACAUUCUCAUAAUCCUAGGCAUUCUCAACACUCUCAUAAUUCUCAUAAUCUUCGACACUCUGCUAAUUGUAAUAUUACUCCGCAUUCUCUACACUGUCAUAAUUCUUAUAAUUCUCAGCAUCCUGACAAUUCUAAACAUUUCCAUCUCAAUAAUCGGCAUUCUCAUAACUCUCACAACUAUCGGCAUUCGCAAAAUUCUCACUAUUCUCUUGAUUAUAAACACUCGGAAAAUUAUCACGAUGCUCAUAAUUUUGACGUUCCCAACAGGCUCAUAUUUAUCAAAAUUCUCGAAAUUCUACUAAUUCUCCACACUCUCAUAACUCUCAUAAUCCACACAAUAAGCAUAAUUAUGGUAAUUCUCAUAAUCCUCGACACUGCGAUAAUUCUCAAAUUUCCGACAUUUCUGAAAAGUCUAAUAUUUCCGGCAUGUCAUAGUUUCUAUAAUUCUCAUAAUUCACACACUUCGCAAAACUCGCAUAAUUCCGACAUUCCGAACACGCUGAUAAUUCUCAAAAUUCUCGAAAUUCGCAUAAUUCUAAUAUACAUAAUUAUCUUAAUUCUCAUUCCAACACUCUUAUAGUUCGCGACAUUCUCAACAUUCUCUUAGUUCUCCAAAUUCUCAGAAUUCUGACAAUUUUGAACAUUUUCAUAAUUGUCACUGUUGGCAUUCUGGCAACCAUCGUACUAAUUCUGAGAAUUCUCAACAAGCUAGUAAUCUUCAAAAUGCUCAAAUUUAUAAUAAUUCACAUGAUUCUCAACGCUCUCAUAAUCCUCGACACUCUGCCAAUUCUUAGAAUUCUCAGCAUUCUGCUGAUUCUAAUAAUUCUGCGCAUUCUCUACACUGUCAUAACUCUCAUAAUUCUGCUAAACCUCAGCACCCUUAUCUCAACAUUCUCAUAGUCUUCAAAAUUCUCAGCCUUCUGAUAAUUUUGAACAUUCUCAUGAUUCUCAAUAUUCUGAUAAUUAGCAAAAUUCUAAUAACACUCAUAAUUCUCAUAGUUCCCGAAGUUCUCAUAAUCCUCAUCAUUGUCAUAAUUCUUAACAUUCUCAGAUUUCUCGAAAUUCGCAUAAAUUCACAUAACUCUUCACAUUCUCAUAAUCUUAGGCAUUCUCAACACUCAUAAUUCCGACAUUUGUCAAAAUUCUCAUAAAUCGCAUAAUCGUCGACAUUCUGUUAUUCUCAAAAUUCUCGUAAACCUCAGCACUCUUAUAGUUCGCGACAUUCUCAACAUGCUCGUAGUUCUCAAAAUUUUCAGCAUUCGGAUAGGUCUGAACAUUCUCAUAAUUCUCCAACCAUCGGCAUUCUCAACAUUCACAUUCGUCUCUUCAUUCUGAACACUCUGAACAUUCUCCUGAUUUUCAUAAAUUCACGUAAUUCUUUACAUUCUCAUAAUUCGCAACACUCUCACAAUUUUCAUAAUCCUCAGCACUUUGAUAAUUCUGCUUAUACCCAUAAUUGUCAUAUUUCUCAACAUCCUCGGCGUUGUUAUAGUUGUCAACACGCUCAUAUUUCUCAACAUUCUCAUAAUUUGUAGUAAUUAGGAUAACUUCACGCUGCGUAUUGUGCAUGGUGUAUUACGUAUGCAAGUGUGAUGUAAUAUGUGUUAGGAUGGUAUUUCGUUUCGUGCAUCCCGUUGCGGGUUGUAAUUUUCAUAAGUUGCGAAAUUUGUAAUUUGAAAAGGAGUGGUGUCAUAAGUCGCAUACAAUCCGUAUCGUCAUUUGUUGGCGAGCAUGGGUAUUUGGGGAAAAGCAAAGCCUAAAUCACUGCGAAAUAGUUUUAUUUUUAGUACCAAACGCUUCCUCAAUAAAUUCUAAGUCUGGUAGACUAUAGAACGAACAAAAUCAGGGAAGGCUGAAAAACUGUCCCUAUGCGCCCCUGUUCCUUGCUUAUAGCAACCCUGAUAAAAACACAUCUACCCUUACGAUGGUAGAUGAGAUUAGCACUUUUUCAGUAACCCUCCCUGUAAUAGAAGCCUCCGGGGCUUCUAAACUGUCCAAGGGUUCAAACUUUUUAGGGGGACUUCUGAUAGAUCCGACUAUUUUUCAAGGGUUUCAUGUACAAAAAUUUUGUAACAACUUUUAGGGUUUUCCAAAGCUUUUCGAAGGAGUUUCAAGGCGAUUUUCAGAUUCCGAUGCUGGUAUGUAAAAUUUAAACGAGGUUUUACCUUAAAAUUUGACAGUUUUACUUUAGAAAUACGAAUAAAACUUUCCGAAAAUUUCAAAAUUUUUCUCAAAUGAGGGGGCUUCCAAUACAUUUUUCGCAUCCACCUCUCCAAGGGGGGCUUCUAAUAAGAGCAUGAGUUUCUAAUAGGGGAAGACUUCUAUUAUGGGGGGGGGGGGGGGGUAGUGGAACAAAGCCCCGGGGGUCCGUUUAGGCGCACGAAUGCGACAAAAAACAAAAAAAGUGUCCGUGAAUGGGGGGC